This is a messenger RNA of Schizophyllum commune H4-8, 1993 nucleotides long. Its product is annotated as carboxypeptidase S. Bases 53 to 1831 code for a protein of 592 amino acids. The record is from RefSeq and is a predicted model, not a curated record. Gene Ontology annotation, molecular function: metallocarboxypeptidase activity. NCBI's taxonomy places the organism in Eukaryota, Fungi, Basidiomycota, Agaricomycetes, Agaricales, Schizophyllaceae. Gene Ontology annotation, cellular component: fungal-type vacuole lumen. The transcript is spliced from 10 exons.
AAAGCCGCUCAGCCUGCCCAUUGCUCUUCCUCCUUUCCGACUGUCACGCACGAUGCAGGAGAAGACCGAGCUUCCCCUCGCUUUGCAGCCACCCGCUGCGCGCAAGAGCCCCAAGAUCACCCUCGGCCGCAUCCUGCUCGCCACUAGCGCCUUCGCGCUCCUCGCCUUCACGCAGGGCUCCGCAGUUGUCACUCCCUUCGUCGAUCUAUGGCAGGACGCGCCGGCGCAGUGCCCGCAAGCGGGGACGCUCGCGCCGAUCAAGAACGCGGAGGUGUACACCAAACUUGGGGAGGUGCUUGGGAAGAAUGAGACGCGCGCUCGCGCGAUCGAGUGGCUGGGUGGCGCGGUUCGGGUCCCGACGGAGGUGUACGACGGGCAGGACGAGAUCGGUGUCGACCCGCGAUGGGAUGUAUUCCAGCCCUUCCACGACUACCUUGCCGAAGCGUAUCCUCUAGUUCACUCGAAGCUGAAAUUGACGAAGGUCAACACGUACGGCCUUGUCUUCGAGUGGACGGGCAGCGAUUCGUCACUGAAACCGAUAUUGCUUGCCGCGCAUCAAGACGUUGUACCCGUUGAACGCCGCACGGUAGACGAGUGGACGCACCCUCCGUUCUCGGGCUACUAUGAUGGCUACAAACUUUGGGGCCGCGGCUCCAACGACGACAAGAGCGGCCUCAUCGGCCUCAUGUCCAUCGUCGAGCUCCUCCUCGAGCACAGCUUCACCCCCACGCGCACCGUCGUCCUCGCGUUCGGCUUCGACGAGGAAUCCUCCGGCCUCGAGGGCGCCGGCAAAAUCUUCGACCACCUCUACUCCGUGUGGGGGCCCAACUCCUUCGCACUACUAGUAGACGAGGGCGGCGGGUACGUGGAGGAGUACGGCACGACGUUCGCGACGCCGAGCGUGGCGGAGAAGGGGUACAUGGACACGAAGGUGGAGGUGCGGACGCCGGGCGGGCACUCGAGUGUGCCACCGGCGCAUACGAGUAUCGGGGUGUUGGCGAGUCUGUUGCGGAGGUAUGAGGAGGAGCCGUUUGGGGUGGAGUUGACCCGCGACGACACCCUGUACAAAACCUGGCAGUGCUAUGGCCAGCACGGCGCGCAGGUGUCAGCGCCGCUGCGUGCGCUGAUCAAGGCGUCGCAAAAGUCGAACGCGGCACUUAAGGGGCUCGAGAAGAUCCUGUUCCAGAACAAGUUCUACAAGAGCAUGAUCCAGACGACGCAGGCGAUCACCAUGAUCAACGGCGGUGUCAAGUCGAACGCGCUGCCGGAGGAAGCUUACGGGAUCGUGAAUCACCGUAUCUCGACUCAGAGCUCAACCUCUCAAACCAUGGACUUCGACACGAAGCGCCUCGCCGCGCUCGCUGAGGAGUUCAACCUCACCUACACCGCGUUCGAUAAACAGGUGUCCAGCGCAGACGCCCUGUCUAGCGCAGACGCCCCCUCCUCCGGCACCCUCACGCUGAGCGCCGCCUUCACCACGCCGCUCGAGCCCGCGCCGGUGACGCCGACGACGCUCGACUCGGCCCCGUGGCGCGUGCUGUCGGGCACGAUCAAGACGACGUUCAACGCGCAAAGGGGGAUCGAGGGCGCGGAUAACAUCAUCGUGGCGCCGGGGAUGGGGACGGGCAAUACUGAUACGCGCUUCUACUGGGAUCUCACGCCACAUAUCUUCCGCUACGCGCACCAGAAUGGUGGGAAGGAUGUAAGCACGGGCGGUGGGCUGGAUCGUGGCGUGCAUACGGUGAAUGAAGCGAUCGUCAUUGACUAUUGGAUGGAGCAGCUGCGCUUCUUCAUGACGCUCAUCCUGAAUGCGGACGAGAACGACUUGUAAAGGGACUCUAUGGUGUACUCAUCUGCCUGCAUACACUAGGAUGCAUCUCAGCUACCUGUAUACCAUCUCGGGCGACACAAAUGCUCUGGGUGACGCUGUAGGUCCAUAAGAACGCGAUCACCUGAUUGUCUGACCGGCCAAAUCACACUGUGAUAUCGUAUC